GAAUUGUCACAAACAGCCGUGAGGCGAUGGUGAAUGACAUUUAAAACAUCAAAACAGAGCAAUAGAGGGAGCAUGAUUUGAUUGUUAAAUUUUCUUUAUUUAGAAUGGAUUGUAUGUUUGAAAAUUGUUUGACAGAAUGUUGUCUGGAAAUCGAAGACAUACCACAACAAACGAAAUAUCCUGUAUGGAUUUUGGGGAAAAAGUACAGGGCAAUCGAUGAUCUCGGUAGAAUAAGAAGGGACAUUCUCACACGAUUGUGGUUUACCUAUCGUAAAGGAUUCAUACCGAUUGGUGGCGGAGAUGGUUUAACAACAGAUAAAGGAUGGGGCUGCAUGCUAAGAUGUGGUCAAAUGGUCCUAGCGCAAGCUUUAGUGGAUUUGCAUCUCGGCCGUGACUGGUACUGGGAGCCAGAAACCAGAGACGUAACCUAUCUAAAAAUUCUGCAAAAAUUUGAAGAUCGCAGGCAGGCGCCUUUUUCGAUACAUCAGAUUGCGCUGAUGGGAGCAUCGGAGGGGAAAGAUGUCGGACAAUGGUUUGGUCCUAACACUAUUGCGCAAGUUUUAAAAAAAUUAAUUGUGUACGACGAGUGGAGUUCGGUGGUAAUUCAUGUUGCUUUAGAUAAUACAGUUGUAAUUAAUGAAAUCAAACAGCAAUGUCUCCAAUCGGAUGCCAUUAAUAUAGUACAAAAUGGAUGGAAACCGCUGCUUCUUGUAGUGCCUUUACGUUUAGGACUUAAUGAAAUUAAUCCAAUUUACAUCGCCGGCUUACAAGCAUGUUUUAGCUUUAAACACAGUUUAGGUGUUAUUGGAGGAAAACCAAAUUUAGCUUUAUAUUUCAUUGGAUGCGUAGGCGACGAGGUAAUUUUUUUAGAUCCACACACAACCCAAAAAUCUGGGUUGGUGGAGAAUAAAGAAACUGACGAUGAAAUUGAAAUGGAUAUUACGUAUCACUGCAAAAAUGCUUCUAGAAUCAAUAUUCUUGCCAUGGAUCCGUCGGUUGCCCUUUGCUUUCUAUGCAAAACUGAAGUGGAAUUUGAUGAGUUAUGCGAGUGUAUUCGAAAAGAAAUUGUGACUGAUGAAAGGCAACCCUUAUUUGAACUUUGCUUUGAUAGGCCGAAAGAGUGGUCACCAGUGGAUGAUGGAGCGGAUGAUGCGAUAGGACUGGCUAGUAGUGUAGAGUUUGAUUGUUUAGAUCGUCAAUAUGAUUCUGAAAAUGAGUUUGAAAUUCUUUAAUUGGGUAAAUGUCUUAUUUCGUACAAUGCUCAAAUUACAUACUCUGAGCGUUCAUUUGAGACACAUUCUAUUUCGUUCGCUUGAAAUCCCAGAGUAGCAAUUUAUACAAUCUACCUGUAAAUGAUUUUGUAAAUACUUUGUAUGUAUAGUUUUGUUUAAUUCUUGGUACAGUGUUUUUAAAUAAAUAUUUAUUUACGCGUUGGAAA
Molecule: messenger RNA, 1438 nt
Organism: Photinus pyralis (common eastern firefly)
Lineage: Eukaryota; Metazoa; Arthropoda; Insecta; Coleoptera; Lampyridae
Product: cysteine protease ATG4A
Exons: 7
Coding region: 105-1232 (375 amino acids)
Molecular function (GO): protein-phosphatidylethanolamide deconjugating activity
Source: RefSeq, a predicted model, not a curated record